GUGCGGGGCGGAGGGAUGCUGGCGCUGGCGGUGCUGCUGCUGGCGGCGGCCGCGGGCCCCGGGCGGGCGGCGGCGGGCCCCGGGCGGGCCGCGCUGCGGGAGGAGCUGCUGCUGAGCCCGCUGCCCGCCGGAGACGUGGCCGCCACCUUCCAGUUCCGCACGCGGUGGGACGCCGACCUGCCGCGGGGCGCGGUCUCUCACUACAGGCUCUUCCCGAAGGCGCUGGGGCAGCUGGUGGCGGCGCUGGGCGUGCGGGAGCUCCACCUCGCCCUCACCCAGGGCUUCUGGCGCACCCAGGCCUGGGGGCAGCCGCCCCUCCAGGCACCCGCCGGUGCCGAGCUCUGGGUCUGGUUCCAGCCCACCGUCACUGAUGUUGACAAAGCCUGGAAAGAGCUAAGUAACAUCCUCUCAGGAAUAUUCUGUGCUUCUCUCAACUUCAUUGAUGCAACCAACACAGUCACUCCAACAGCAUCCUUCAAACCUCUGGGCUUAGCCAAUGGGACAGAUCACGAUCUCCUGCGAUACGCUGUCCUGCCCCGGGAGGUCGUCUGCACUGAGAACCUCACGCCUUGGAAGAAGCUGCUCCCGUGCGGCUCAAAGGCUGGGCUUGCUGUGCUGCUGAAGGCAGAGCGCUUGUUCCACAGCAGCUACCACUCGCAGGCAGUGCACAUCCGCCCCAUCUGCAGGGAUGCCUCCUGCUUGGCUGUGUCCUGGGAGCUCAGGCAGACCCUCACUGUGGUUUUUGACACCUUUUCUAGUGGCCAAGGAAAGAAAGACUGGUCCCUCUUCAAGAUGUUCUCCCGCACACUUACUGAUGCAUGUCCUCUGGCAUCGCAGAGCAAAGUCUACGUUGACAUCUCCCCGAAGAACAAGGAAAAGGAGUUACUGGAAGUAACCCCUGCUCCAACAUCUGUAUAUGAAGCUACUGUCCAGGGAGACAAGAAGACCUAUGCCGUCUAUGACCUACUGAGCCCCUCACUCUUUAAUACCUCUCACAGCCUCAAUGUGCAGUUCAAAUGGAAGCGUCCUGAAGACAGCUCGGAAAUGCCGAUACCCGUACUCCAUGCUCAGCGCUACGUGAGCGGGUACGGGCUGCAGACCGGAGAGAUCAGCACCCUCAUCUAUAACACCCACCCGUACCGGGCCUUCCCCGUAAUCCUGCUGGAGACUGUGCCCUGGUAUCUGCGACUCUAUGUGCACACUCUGACCAUCAUCACAAAGGGGAAGGAAAACAAGCCAAGUUACAUCCACUACCAGCCAGCUCAGGACCGUCAACGGCCUCACCUUUUGGAAAUGCUGAUCCAGCUGCCAGCCAACUCCGUUACCAAGAUCUCAAUCCAGUUUGAGAGAGCCUUACUGAAGUGGACAGAGUACCCGCCAGAUCCCAAUCACGGCUUUUACGUCAGUUCAUCUGUCCUUAGUGCCCUAGUGCCCAGCAUCAUUGCUAUGAAGGACAUGGAUGUGGAGGAGAGCCCACUCUUCACCUCACUGUUUCCUUCCUCUGAUGGGUCCAGCUAUUUUGUGCGCCUGUACACAGAGCCACUGCUGGUGAACUUGCCAACGCCAGACUUCAGCAUGCCCUAUAAUGUCAUUUGCCUGACCUGCACCGUGGUGGCAGUGUGCUACGGCUCCUUCUACAACCUGCUGACCAGAACAUUUCAUGUGGAAGAGCCGAGCCGGGGCGGGCUGGCCAAGCGGCUGGCCAACGUCAUCCGCAAGUUUAGGGGGGUGCCCCCUCUCUGAGAGAAACCACAGCAGCUCCAUGGAGAGGUCCAAGGAGCAGAGCACUGUUGGCCCCUUG
This is a messenger RNA of Pezoporus occidentalis (night parrot), 1801 nucleotides long. RefSeq names its product phosphatidylinositol glycan anchor biosynthesis class T (gene PIGT). Gene Ontology annotation, cellular component: GPI-anchor transamidase complex. The transcript has 12 exons. The record is from RefSeq and is a predicted model, not a curated record. Lineage: Eukaryota; Metazoa; Chordata; Aves; Psittaciformes; Psittacidae. The coding region runs from base 16 to 1743 and encodes 575 amino acids. Gene Ontology annotation, biological process: attachment of GPI anchor to protein.